Molecule: messenger RNA, 1624 nt
Organism: Fusarium redolens
Lineage: Eukaryota; Fungi; Ascomycota; Sordariomycetes; Hypocreales; Nectriaceae
Product: Alpha/Beta hydrolase protein
Exons: 2
Coding region: 142-1398 (418 amino acids)
Source: RefSeq, a predicted model, not a curated record
CUCGGCUCUUUUUCCCCGUCUGUGCGCCAGCUCUUGACGUAACCCAUAUUCCCUCCACAAUCCCAUGCCAUCCUGAUCUCUCCCUGUUCCUGCUUAUCCAAACCCAAUUGAACCCUCUCAACAUGUCAUGACACGACCAAAAUGCUUCCAGAACCAACACUCACACUAACCCUCCCCAGCAUCCACGAUGGCAUCACCCUCGACUGUCGAAUCUAUCACCCGCUCUCACUGUCCGCGAACCCGAAAGCUCCAACAUGGCUGAAACAUGCUGCUGUCGUGGCUCAUCCUUAUGCGCCCAUGGGAGGAUGCUAUGAUGAUCCUGUGGUUGGAGAAGCAGCUGCGCAGUUACUACGGAAGGGGUUUUUGGUAGGGACUUUUAACUUUCGAGGUGCGCAUGGAUCUGCGGGACGGACUUCAUGGACUGCGAAACCUGAACGAGACGAUUAUGCCACCGUUGUCGCUUUUGUUCUACACUACGUCCACGACCUCGAUCCCUUCCGAGAGCAUAUCGAUAAUACUCUCCACAGCGAACCCUCGACGCCGACAAUGUUAGAAGCGCCGAUUAGUUUAGACGCAGCUGUCACUUCAGCUCCUCGGCCACGACCCGUUUUACUCAUGGGCGGCUACUCCUAUGGCGCAAUGAUCGUAACGCAAAUACCCCCCCUCGAUGCAAUUCUCCAACCAUUCAUAUCACCCAUCGCAGGCUCUGACGCCGCAGAAGUUCGACUACGAGCUGCACAUCUUGCUGAACAGCAGAAUAUUGUGCUUGCGAGUGCCCGCGCCGCAAUGAUGGAGGGGUCAGCGCGGGGGAGGAGUAAGCGAGGUGUAAGAAUCGGAGGUGAUGAGGGUGGGAGUCCACGACGAAGUCAUUCUAGUGCAAGGAGGAGCUUUUCUUUGGAUGAUGAGAGGUUUAGACGAGGUGUUCACGAUUUUAUUGCCAAGGCGAGAGCGGGAAGACAUUCACGGAAUGUUUCGCAGAAUCAGAAUCCACCUACAACGGUCAUACCGCCUGAGCCGGGAGAACAUCUCCCCAGGAUUACGGAUCUCACUAUGCCGAGACCUGCUUACCUCAUGAUCUCACCUCCCCAAGGCGUGGUCACACAUCUGGCGACUAUGUCUCUCCUCCCUUCAGCAUUGGUGAAGAACAAAGAUCCACAGGAUGUAGCAGCGGAGGAAAAGCUGUUGCGAAAUCCGUCACUUGUGAUUUACGGAGAUGAAGAUGGGUUUGCGCCUGUGGGGAGAUUUAGGAGUUGGAAGGCGAAAAUGGAAGGGAAGAUGGGAUCGCAAUUUCGAGGGACAGAGAUUGAGACGGCGGGACAUUUUUGGGUGGAGGAGGGGGUUUUGGAACAGUUGAGGGAGAGGGUUGGGGGGUUUGCUGAUGAGUUACUUGCGGGAUAGGAGGUUUAUAUGGGCGUUUUCUUGGGAUGAUGGAGUAAUGUGUUACUGGACUUCACGGAUAGGUUGAAUUGAUGGCUGGUAUAUGGCAAAGGAUGGGCCAGAAACGAGUAAUGAAUGCAGAGAAAAUAUUUCACUUGGAGCUGGUUCCUGGAGAGAUCGCUGAUGAACACAAUGAUAGGCAAGUCAAUAUGGUGAGUUGAUCCAUGAAUUUAUAUAUCGCAAUUAU